AUGGAGCAGAUUAAAAGGGCCAAUAAACUGUUCACCAAUGAUUGUAUAUUUCUGAAGAAGACUUUGAACAUCCCGGUUGUAGCUGAGAAGCCUUUGUUGUUUAAUGGACUGAACACCAUUGACUCUCCAGAAAAUGAAACUGUAGACAAUCCUGAAGAGACACCUGAGGGGGUUGGGGUCCAGCUCCCUCCUCCCAGCCCUGACCUUCUCCCCGUGCAGCCCCAGGAAGUGUCAGCCAGAGAUUUCCUGCAGAGACUUGAUUUGCAGAUUAAGAUUUCAACCCAGGCAGCCAAGAAACUAAAAGAAGAAAGCAGAGACGAAGAGAGUCCCUAUGCGGCCUCACUCUACCAUAGUUAGGUGAUUAGCGGGCAUAAUUCACCUGAGAGGUUUGGAUUGUAAAAACUGACAGGUGAAGAUUCCAGAUUCUCAGAGCAUCUUUGUAAAACUGUAAUUCAGUAGACCUGUAAUUUUAAGUCUUUAGUAUGGCCUGACAGCAACACUGUAUUCUGAAGCGCUCACUUUGUUUUUUUUUGCUCAUCUUGGGUCUUAAA
Molecule: messenger RNA, 551 nt
Organism: Dipodomys ordii (Ord's kangaroo rat)
Lineage: Eukaryota; Metazoa; Chordata; Mammalia; Rodentia; Heteromyidae
Gene: Lysmd2
Product: LysM, putative peptidoglycan-binding, domain containing 2
Exons: 2
Coding region: 1-357 (118 amino acids)
Source: RefSeq, a predicted model, not a curated record